AUGAUUUUUUAUCUUAAAAAUUUCGCUAUUAUUGAUGAUGAAUGGACUAAACUUAAGAAAGUUAAAUUAUUUCUUAAAAAAUUUAAAGAAAUAACAGUAUUAAUAUCCGGUUCAUCUUAUCCUACACUUUCAAUGAUCAUUCUUUUAUAUAAUCCUUUAAUUAAUCAUAUGGAAUAUUAUAUGUUUGAAGAUGAAAAUGUAAAUGAAGAUGAAGAUGAAAACGAAGGUGAUGAUGAAAAUGGAAGUGUAGAUGAAAAAUCAACUAUUAAAAAAGCAGCUACAAAUAGCCGGGAAAAAUUACUCCAAUACUAUAACAAGACGAAUGAUGCAUGUGUUAUUGUAACAAUUUUAGAUCCAAGGCUUAAAAUGGAGUACUAUAACAACGAAACAUGGAAUGAUGACCAGAAGAAGGAAAUUCGCGAAAAAUUUUUAAAUAUUUAUAACUCUACUUAUUCUAAUCCAAACUCAAGUUCAACUUUAAGCAAUUCUUUGAAUAAUGAAUAUAAAAAUUCAAUUACAUCAAAGGUAUUUAAACGAAAACAUACUCAAAAGAUUGAUGAAUUUCAAGUACACCUUUUAUCACCAGUUUGUGAUGAAAGCGUUGAUCCACUUCAAUGGUGGAAAGUAAACCAAACCCAGUUUCCCAGACUUUCUAAGAUGGCGAUGGAUUAUUUGGCUAUACCUUCUACCAGCGUUCCUUCAGAAGAAUGUUUUUCAAUUAGUAAAAAUUUGAUUACUGAUAAGCGUAACAAAUUGGCAGGAAAAACUAUAAAAUCCUGCAUGUGCUUAAAAUCAUGGUUUUCGAGUUCAUUAAGUGAUUUAUUUGAAUAA
Messenger RNA from Rhizophagus irregularis DAOM 181602=DAOM 197198, 831 nucleotides. NCBI's taxonomy places the organism in Eukaryota, Fungi, Glomeromycota, Glomeromycetes, Glomerales, Glomeraceae. The record is from RefSeq and is a predicted model, not a curated record.